Messenger RNA from Oppia nitens, 1632 nucleotides. RefSeq names its product cytochrome P450 3A6-like. Lineage: Eukaryota; Metazoa; Arthropoda; Arachnida; Sarcoptiformes; Oppiidae. The transcript is spliced from 5 exons. The record is from RefSeq and is a predicted model, not a curated record. The coding region runs from base 205 to 1632 and encodes 475 amino acids. Gene Ontology annotation, molecular function: monooxygenase activity; heme binding; oxidoreductase activity, acting on paired donors, with incorporation or reduction of molecular oxygen.
AUUAUUUUUACGCUACUAUUACUCUAUCGUCAUUUAAGCCGUAAUUUUAACUAUUGGUCGGACAGAGGCCUAAACGGACCGAAACCCUGGAUAUGGUUUGGAAAUACAUUUGAGGAGUUGUUUCGUCCGAUUUCUCUCAUCGAUAGAGAAAGGCGUCAAAAAUAUGGACUGACUUAUGGUGUGUUUGAAUCAAAUGAGCCAAUUAUGAUGACAUCGGAUCCAAAGUUAAUCAAAAAUAUUUUGAUCAAAAAUUUUCAUAUAUUUUGCAAUUCAAGUCUAACAUUAUUAACACCAGUCGAUCAUCCAAUCUAUCGGCACGUCAUCGACAACAGUGGCGACCAGUGUUGGCAACGGAUGAUCAGUAUUAUUAGGACAUUGUUUUCGGUGAAAAAUCUUAAAUCAUUAGCUGAUAACAAAUUAGGUAAAAAUUUAUGUAAUUUAAUCAAAUCUAUGGAUGAAAUGGUUGGCCACAAGUCGGCUCCAGACACCGGUAUUGUUGUCGAUAUUCGCCAAUUGUUUGUCAAUCAAUCGAUAGACCUGUUGGGGUCAGUCAUGUUUUCGUGGAAACAACAACAACAACACAAUACAUACAAUGAUUAUCCCAAUAGUGAUAAGUUGUCCAAAAUUAUCAAUAGUCUAGUAUUUCCAUCUAAAUGGCGUAUACUAUGUCUACUGGUAUUACCGAAAUUCAUACUACAGGUGCUCGAUAUGUCUAAUCUAUUGCCUAAUAAAACACUCGAUAUGUUUGCUGAGCUAAUGAUUGACGAGUUUGAUAAACGUUUGAUUUUAUCGGCCAAUAAUAAUACUAAUAAUAUUUGCGAUGACUUUUACCAACAGCUACUGAAUAGAUGUCCAGAUUUUAACAAAUCGCUAACAAUUGUCAAUAAUAAGGUAUCAGCUAUUGAUGAUAAUAUUGAUGAUGAAGUUAAUAAUAAAAAAUCAAUUGAUGAAAUUUAUUCACAAACUAUGGAUCAAAUAUUAAGUAAAGAGGAAGUGAUGGGUAAUAUGUUGUCGCUAUCGCAGGGCAUAUAUGUCGGCCAUUCGGUUACAAUGACAUACAUUAUCUAUGAGUUAGCCAUCAAUACUGAUUGCCAGCAAAAAUGUUACGACGAGUUAAUUGCUACUAACUGUUGGGACAGUCGUAUAAACGGCCAGUUAUUGUUUGAUUGGGAAACAGUCGACAAACUUGACUAUUUGAAUGCCUGUAUAUCGGAAACAUUGAGACUACACCCGGCUGUCAAUAGAGACGGACGGGUAGCCAAUCAGGACUAUAUUGAGGAGACAACCGGUGUGACCAUCAAAAAAGGUCAGGAGAUUCAGUAUUCACUGUCAGCACUACAACAGUGUCCCGAUUACUACCGAAUGCCCGACCAGUUCAUACCCGACCGGUUCCUCAAACAUAACAAACACCUAUUGAUUGAUUCAGCGUAUCUGCCGUUUGGUUUGGGCCGUCGUAUGUGUCCCGGCUAUAAGUUUGCCCUAAUGGCCAUCAAAUUGACCAUGGCACAUUUGCUGAUCAGAUACAAGUUUGUAGCAAUCGAUGGCCAAACUGUACUGAAAACCGAUCCGAUUGUCGAUAACUAUAUUCAAUGUCCGGAAAAAUUGUUUGUGAAAAUUGAAAAACGUGUUUAA